Aegilops tauschii subsp. strangulata is the source of this 882-nucleotide messenger RNA. NCBI's taxonomy places the organism in Eukaryota, Viridiplantae, Streptophyta, Magnoliopsida, Poales, Poaceae. The record is from RefSeq and is a predicted model, not a curated record.
AUGCGUGGCCCCGCCGGCCCCGCACUGCUACUCCCGUUCGACCUCCGCCCUGCUGCAUGCUCGCCACCGCCUCCUCCCUGCGCCACCCCCGCCGUGCCCGCCACGCACCGCAUCGCCGCUCGCGUCCCCUGCUCGCUCACCAUCGCCCGGGUUCUGCGCCCGCUCCGCGACCCGCGCCCAAACCCGUCACCCAUUAGCCCGAUUUGUGGCCUAAGCCACCGACAGGACCCCGGUCCUCCUCCUCCCCGUGCCCUCACGCCGGCGCUCGCCCGCGCCACCACACCGUCCGGUCCGCGCGCCCUAGCACGGACCCUCACGCACGCGCGCCCGCGGCGACCGCGCCCUACCUGCGCCUGGCCUCGCGACGCUGCCAUCCGCCCGCUCACCGCUGGCCCCUCCCGCUGCCCACUGCUGCUCUGCUGCCGGUGCCGCCGCCCCACGCCGUGGCCUCGCGCUCACCACCACUGCUCCCGCCUAGCACCGGCGCUCCCCACGACCCCUACUCGCCGGCCCGCGCGCGCCCGCCGUGGCCGCGUCCGACCACUGCACUCCGCCCUGCCUCGUCGGGCCUCUCCCCCCUCGCCCAGGCUCGUCGUCGCCCGCGCUCCUGUGGUCGCUGCCCGCACCCAAUGCCUCCGCCGAGCUCGCUCGCGCGUACAGAACUCCCUGUCCGCCCUGCUCGCACGCACCUUCGCGCCCAUGCGUGGCCCCGCCGGCCCCGCACUGCUACUCUCGUUCGACCUCCGCCCUGCCGCAUGCUCGCCACCGCCUCCUCCCUGCGCCACCCCCGCCGUGCCCGCCGCGCACCGCAUCGCCGCUCGCGUCCCCUGCUCACUCACCCGCGCCCAAACCCGUCACCCAUUAGCCCGAUUUGUGGCCUAA